GCAAAUGAGAUGCUUCUUUUUAACAAGAAGUUAACAGCAGAUGAAGCAUGUACCCAAAGACUCGUGACAGAGGUUUUUGUUGACAGUACUUUCCAGAGAGAAGUUUGGGCAAGACUAAAAACCUAUGCAAAUCUUCCCAAAAAUUCUCUGGCCCUCUCCAAACAAUCAAUAAGAUGUGUGAAAAAAGAAAUCCUGCAUGCAGUCAAUUCACGAGAGUGUAUCCAGCUUGUGGAAAGAUUCUUUUCAGAUGAGUGCAUGAAUGCUGUAACAAGCUUCUUCCAGCGGAAGUCAAAAUUAUGAUCUUUUAAAAAAUCUCCAUUGCCCCUGUGGAAUUUUUAUUUGUAUGUUCCAUAUGUAUUUUCAGUCUGUUGUACUUGAACAGGGUUAGGAAUAACAUAUCGUAAGAUGCAUGUCAUUCCUGAUCUGACUGGUCUUACUGCUUGCAUGAACUGGCCCUAACAUGGCAAUCAGGAUCCUUUUGAAGUGCUGC
This is a messenger RNA of Varanus komodoensis (Komodo dragon), 490 nucleotides long. RefSeq names its product enoyl-CoA delta isomerase 2-like. The annotation marks the transcript as partial. The transcript has 2 exons. The record is from RefSeq and is a predicted model, not a curated record. Lineage: Eukaryota; Metazoa; Chordata; Lepidosauria; Squamata; Varanidae.